This is a messenger RNA of Bipolaris zeicola 26-R-13, 315 nucleotides long. RefSeq lists its product as uncharacterized. Gene Ontology annotation, biological process: transmembrane transport; carbohydrate transport. Lineage: Eukaryota; Fungi; Ascomycota; Dothideomycetes; Pleosporales; Pleosporaceae. Gene Ontology annotation, cellular component: membrane. Gene Ontology annotation, molecular function: carbohydrate:proton symporter activity. The transcript has a single exon. The record is from RefSeq and is a predicted model, not a curated record. The annotation marks the transcript as partial.
CUUCGAGCCCACACCACCGCUCUUGCCACCGCCACUCAAUCUAUUCUCGGAAUUAUUAUGAAUAUCGCCAUUCCAUACAUGGUUAAUCCGGACGAAGGAAAUCUAAAAGGUAAGGUCGGCUUUGUGUUUGGCGGCCUUGCCGCUAUUGCUACUCUCGGUGCACGGAUCUAUGUCCCAGAACUCAAGGGGCGUACAAAUCGUGAGAUUGAUAUGCUUUUUGCGGCUCGUAUUCCUACAAAGAAGAUGGGCUCGUAUCAUCUUGAUCAGGAGGUCGCAUCAGAUGCAAGAAUGACCAUGAAGCGAAUCCAGGCUUGA